Messenger RNA from Pestalotiopsis fici W106-1, 423 nucleotides. RefSeq lists its product as uncharacterized. The coding region runs from base 1 to 423 and encodes 140 amino acids. The record is from RefSeq and is a predicted model, not a curated record. Lineage: Eukaryota; Fungi; Ascomycota; Sordariomycetes; Amphisphaeriales; Sporocadaceae. The transcript has a single exon.
AUGAAGGCCCUUGCAGAUGACGCCAUGAACAACCCCAAUGAAAAAUUCAUCAUGAAGUGGGCCAAGAACCGGUCCAAGAUAUCCAAGGCCAACAAGCAAAAGACCAAGGUGGUCAUCAAGACAGUCUCGUGGAUGGUCCUGAGGUUCUUGUCUUUUGAACGAUUCAACGAGUUCAAGCUGAUGAGGCUCACGGCUCCAAGAACUUUUUUUUCAAACACUUGCCGCAUGGUCCGAAUAAUACCAAAAAAGGCAUUCUAUGGAAUGUCGGCGACCCCAACCCUCAACUCGAUUCAGGACAUUGUCGGAAUCGUCUCGAUUUGCCGGUUUGUGGCAUUAAUGCCAUUCAAAUUGGACGAUGCGAUGAUCCCUACCCAGGAGGGGGCGUUGCGGGCAUGGGCUCCAUUGGACAAUCCCGAGGUCUAG